Molecule: messenger RNA, 824 nt
Organism: Moneuplotes crassus
Lineage: Eukaryota; Ciliophora; Spirotrichea; Euplotida; Euplotidae
Source: the annotation of a GenBank genome assembly
UCUGCAGUAUAUCCUCCCUAAUGGAUUAUAAGAAAUUUCAGCCUGAGCUGAAUGAUACCGAAGUGGAUGACCUUGAGAAUGGUAAUGAGACCUCCCAUACUAGAAGUGACCCUGGUAUUGAAGAGAGCACAGCUAAAGAAGCAACAAAAGUUAUCCUGAUGCAGACUAAUGGGCAAAGACAAGAGUUUGAAUGCAGCUUUGAAACAACUAAAAUUAAAGAGGUGACCAACAAAGUAUUCAAACAGGAAAUAGCCAAUGGGAAAUAAGGUCAAUAUUCUCUUUGCUGGGAAAAUAUUGGAUAGUGAAAAGACACUCACUGAGUGCAAAGUCGAGAAUAAAUUUGUUCUUCAUGUCAUAUUUAAAAAUAUAAACAGAACACCCCAGGUCUGUGAUGAAGAAGAUCAUAAAAAUGUAGUAGAUGAUGAGAAUGAAGGUGAACUAGACCAAAUCCGAAACUACGCACGAUUCUCUGAGUUCUUACAAAGAGCUGCUGUCAUCCAGCAGCAAAUUAAUGAUGAUAGAAAUAUGAAUAAUCCAAGAUUCCCGAAUAGGCCACGUACUGAUAACCAGAGUAUUUUUGAUAGAGCAAGACCCAACUCAUACAUGGAGGAGGACGAGGGUAGUAAAUGAAUGAAGGAAGUGCUUGUUGGCCUCUUUGUGGGCUUCGUAUUUCAUUGGAUAGGGAUCCUAAUAAUGUGAUUCUGCAACUGCCCACCUCGGACAAGAAGCUGUAUCUUCAUUGGUUUCGUAAUCAGAUUACUUCUACAAGCAUCACAUGGAGGUCCAUCAUAAUAUCUUCAUCCUCAAAGAUAAUUUCAAUAGUU